Molecule: messenger RNA, 1080 nt
Organism: Anoplopoma fimbria (sablefish)
Lineage: Eukaryota; Metazoa; Chordata; Actinopteri; Perciformes; Anoplopomatidae
Product: 4-galactosyl-N-acetylglucosaminide 3-alpha-L-fucosyltransferase 9-like
Exons: 1
Coding region: 1-1080 (359 amino acids)
Cellular component (GO): membrane
Molecular function (GO): alpha-(1->3)-fucosyltransferase activity
Source: RefSeq, a predicted model, not a curated record
AUGGCCUCGGUUUUUUAUUGUUUACGGGCCACCCUGACAAUGACUCUCCUGCUGACUGGAAUCAUAGUCCUGGUUUUGAUGUAUUGUUGGUCAGCUCCAUCUCCAAAUUGCCAUCCUCCCCCAUCUCAACCCAACACAUCAGUGCUUACAAAACAGCCAGCGAAACAACAGACAGACAAGCCUGUACUGCUGCUGUGGUUUUGGCCUGGAAACAAAAGGUUCGAUCUUCAAGACUGCAAGAGGCUUUUCGAAAUUGACAGCUGCCACCUCACAGAUGAUAGAUCUUCAUACUCCAGAGCUCAUGACGUUUUGGUGUUUCACAGAGCUAUCCAGAAUCUCUCCAACCUUCCCACCUCACCUCGAUCCAGGUUGCAGAGGUGGAUCUGGUUCAACACAGACUCACCUAAUAAGACGCGCAAGAUAGAAGGCAUUCAAGGCCUUUUUAACCUAACCCUGAGCUACAGGAGGGAUGCCGACAUUAACAUUCGUCAGGGAAUUACUUUCAAGAAGGAUUCAGAUGAAGAUUUCAUACUUCCCAAGAAGGAACGAUUGCUUUGUUGGAUUGUGGAUGGCGACGACUUCCACACAAAAUCAGGAGAGAGAUACAGCUACUACAGUGAGCUUAUAAAACACAUCAAGGUGGAUGUUUUUAACAGCUCCUCUACCAAAGGGGAGAACUACUUCCUGACUAUCAGCAGCUGCAAAUUCUACCUUUCCUUUGAGAAUUCAAUUUACAUAGAUUACAUUACAGAAACAUUCUAUGAACCUCUUGCGGUUGGCACUGUGCCUAUAGUUUUGGGCCCACCGCGAAAGAACUAUGAGGAUUAUGCCCCACGUACUUCCUUCAUACAUGUAAAUGACUUUCCUGAGGCCAAAGCACUGGCCAAGAGCCUCCUGGAGCUGGAUAAGGAUGAUAUGGCUUAUAUGAGAUACUUUGAUUGGCGGCAAUUCUAUAUUGUCAGACAUCCUACUGAGGAGAAGCAUGAGUUUGCGCACGCUAUCUGCCAGGCCUGUCGUCACGUUGGCAUAUACAAGAAGUACAGAGUUGUACCUGAUCUGUACAAGUGGUUCUUUCAGUAA